Messenger RNA from Mastomys coucha (southern multimammate mouse), 3930 nucleotides. It is a transcript of the gene Golm2, whose product is annotated as cancer susceptibility 4. Lineage: Eukaryota; Metazoa; Chordata; Mammalia; Rodentia; Muridae. Bases 266 to 1573 code for a protein of 435 amino acids. The record is from RefSeq and is a predicted model, not a curated record. The transcript has 10 exons.
CCCGCCCCCAGCCUUGAGGCGUCCGGUCGCUGGUCCCCGCGCCAGCAUCUCCCGCUUCCCUGCGGCGGCGAGAGCCCGCUGGCCUUCGGCUCUUGCAGGGGGCGCGGCGGGGACGCAGAGGGGGCGGGGAGGACCCGCGACGCCCCGCCCCCCUCCGCGCUCCGGCGGCUUAGCCUGUCCCUUGGGGACCCGGUCCCGAGGCCGCUCGGACAGCAGGCCGGCGCUGCCCGCAGGUGGCUGCGGCGGCGGCAGAGCCACCGGCCUCAUGGUGGGUUUCGGGGCCAACCGGCGGGCCGGCCGCCUGCCGUCCUUCGUGCUGGUGGUGCUGCUGGUAGUCAUCGUCGUCCUUGCCUUCAACUACUGGAGCAUCUCCUCCCGCCACGUUCUGCUUCAGGAGGAGGUGGCCGAGCUGCAGGGCCAGGUCCAGCGCACCGAGGUGGCCCGUGGGCGCUUGGAGAAGCGCAACUCGGACCUCCUGCUCUUGGUGGACACGCAUAAGAAGCAGAUCGACCAGAAGGAGGCCGACUACGGCCGCCUCAGCAGCCGGCUGCAGGCCAGGGAAGGCCUGGGGAAGAGAUGCGAGGAUGACAAGGUUAAGCUACAAAACAACAUAUCAUAUCAGAUGGCAGACAUACAUCAUUUAAAGGAGCAACUGGCUGAGCUUCGUCAGGAGUUUCUACGACAGGAAGAUCAGCUCCAAGACUACAGGAAAAAUAACACAUACCUUGUAAAGCGGUUAGAAUAUGAGAGUUUUCAGUGUGGACAACAGAUCAAGGAGUUAAGAGCACAACAUGAAGAAAAUAUUAAAAAAUUAGCAGAUCAGUUUUUACAGGAACAAAAGGAGAACCAUAAGAUUCAAUCAAAUAAUGGGAAAGAAGUGGGUAGAAAUGAUCAUGUAGCACCUAAAAAUAUUCCAAAUGUGCCUGAAAAUGAUGCAAAUAAGAAUGAGGAUCCCUCAAGCAAUCAUCUUCCACACGGGAAAGAACAAGUCAAACGAGUUGGUGAUGCAGGGAUGCCUGGAGUAGAAGAGAAUGAUCUAGCAAAAGUUGAUGAGCUUCCUGCUGCUUUAAAGAAGCCCCCUGUGUUAGCUUCUCAACAUGAAAGUCAUCAGACAAUCUCCCAUCUUCCAACUGGACAGCCUCUCUCACCAAACAUGGCUCCAGGUUCACAUCUAAACCAGAAUGAAAAUCCCAGUACUUCAAAACAGAACCCUUCAAAUCCUCUUCAGCACAUAAUUCCAGGCCCAAACCUGGAGCGGGAACCCAGAAUUCAAACAGACACACUAAAGCAGGCCACCAGGGACAGAGCCAAUGAUUUCCACAAGUUGAAGCAAAGCCGAUUCUUUGAUGAAAAUGAAUCCCCUGUUGAUCCGCAGCAUGGCUCUAAACUGGCGGAUUAUAAUGGGGAUGAUGGUAACGUAGGUGAGUAUGAGGCAGACAAGCAGGCUGAGCUGGCUUACAAUGAGGAAGAAGAUGGUGAUGGUGGAGAGGAAGACGUCCAAGAUGAUGAAGAACGAGAGCUUCAGAUGGAUCCUGCAGACUAUGGCAAACAGCGCUUCAGUGAUGUCCUUUAAGUCUAAGGGAUUCCCGAAACCCAAAGUGCUGUGCAGCAGAUUAUCUCUACUUGUCAAUUUUGACUUUUGUUGUAAAGAUCAGUUGUAUCAGUUGCAAAGAUACAUUGAGAUAGGUUUAAGGAAACUUUAAUGAAGGAAUGUACCAAUGUACAUAUGUGAACUUUUUCAUAUUAUAUUAUCAAAGCAGAUACUUUUUUUGGUUAUGACACAGCUGGGCCAAAAACAGUUAAUCUUUGCAUUUUAAAGCAAACUAAUGUAAAUUUCACAUUUUAUUGAGCCUAAUUUUUUUUCCACAAAGAGACAAACAGGAACAAAUGGUUGUACAGGUUAUAUGCUGCACAUAGCAGAACCACAAUGAGAAGUUAUUUGUCUGAAAAGUCUACACUAAUACAUUUUUGUUACCCCAUAGGUGUCCUCUACUACCCCUCAUUUAACACUCUUGAAGAAGUUAUGCUAGAAUAGUUACACAGAAGUGGGGAGGCUGGAUGCCAAACAAUGGGCACAUGUACAGAAUGGCCUCCUAAUCCUUUUAUCUUACAUGGGCGCUGGUGUGAUCAGGCUGAGGCCUGAUGAAAGCCUAGGUCAUCAUUACCAUAUUUAUCAGUUGUUCCUUACUUGGUUCUUGAAGUUGUGAAAUGCAUGGUUGACAAUGUAUUUUUAUUUUUCAAGUAAUACCAGAACUGUUUAACUCUGGUCAGCACUGGCUAAAAUUCUUUAUAUUUUUAGAGUUCAAGCUGAUGAAUACAUUGACCAGUUAAGUGUCAAAUCCUGAGAGAGACUGAAACCACUUUGAAAUGAGUCCACAAUCAGUACAGCAAAGCUUUUCUGGUAGUUUUAAUGAUCGUAUUUGAUUAGACUUUUCCAGAACUACUAAGUAAUGGAUUUUAACAGGUUUUUAUUAAUGAAGAGAUGACUAGAAGUACCGUGAAGUCCACAGCUGUUUUACUGAAAUAGCUGAAAACUUUGUAAUAAAAAUGAAUAUUUGUAAUUAAUGUUAGUUAAGAACCCACCAAUCUCAUUUGCUAGACUUGCAGAAUUAUUUUCAGUGCAUUGUAUCUUUUGACAUUAUUCAUUAGGAUAUAUAAGCUAGCUAAUCCUUGUUUACUGAUUUCAAGCACUUUUAAUUUUUUGUGUUCCCUAAAAAUUAAAGGUGUUGAUCAUCAGGGGGAAAUGUAAGGCUGUUAAUCCCAAGGCUAUUAUUCCUUUUUUUUUUUUUUUUUUUUAAAGAAGGGCUGCUAUUUAAUUACACAUAAACAUGAAAUACUGGAGAGUGACUGUAGCUCAGAUGUGUGAGGCCUGGGUUUGAUUCUAACAUUGAAAAACAGCAAACAAGUAAGUAGAAAUGAAAAGUCCCCACACUAAGGCUCUAAUGGAAAUACUAGCAGAAGUAUUAUUCACCUGCUGAAAUCGGAAGUUCUUACAGUUCAGGCCAAAGUUAUUUAAUGGCCAGGAAAAGAUGGAAUAAUUUAUUAAAAUUUGUUUUUCUACUAUAUCAGAUUAUAAACCACUGGGCAUAUAUCACAUCUGCAAUCCUAGUAUUGAGGAAACAGAAACAGGUGUGUCCCUGAGGCUCAUUGAAUAGCUGUCUUGGCCUAAUUAGCAAGUUCCAGGUCCCAAUAAGGGACAAUUGUUCUUGAGAAACAACCUCCCCUCCAUCCCCCCGCCACACACACACACACACACACACAAGCAGGUUGACCCUCUGGCCUCCAUGUGUACUCAGGAACACCUGCACCUACACGAGCACACACACACACACCAAGAAACUCAACAGUUCAUGCUUUUGUUGUCAGUAAAGUUAGGCCUCUGCAGUAAAAAAUAUGAUUCACAUUAAAAUGCAGUGAAAGAGGAGUGACGCCUAACCACGGCAUUAACAAGGGGAGCUGAGCCUGCAAAUGCCAAGUAAUACUCCAUACUUGAUACUUGAUACUGUAGAACUGAACAGACAAAACCGUAAAGACGCCUGCUGGUUCCAGUGGCAUAAAAAUGGUCACUUGGUUUUAAGGUACCUGUCUAUCUUUAUAUGGCAAAAACUUCAAUUAGCAGCCUAGACAUUUUAUAAACUGAGGAAUCUUGGACCAAUUGAUAAUAUUUCUGACUGUAUUAACAUUUUAGUGCUAUAAAAUACUAUGUGGAUCUCUUUAAAUUGUGACGUUCUACAGUCUGUAUUAGUUAUGCUAUUUUGUUCUGUUUACAGUGUUUUACUUCUGCCUUAAGAUUAAGGAUUUUUAUUUCAUUUUGUUUUAUUUUAAUAUAUUUUUGCCCUGAAUUAAGUGAUAAUUUGAUAGGAACUCUGCUUUUUUAAAAAAAAAAAAUCAUCACUUUCUGGGUUCUAAUAAAUUAAAAGUUAAACUCGU